Humulus lupulus (European hop) is the source of this 1335-nucleotide messenger RNA. Its product is annotated as probable pectin methylesterase CGR2. Gene Ontology annotation, biological process: pectin metabolic process. Lineage: Eukaryota; Viridiplantae; Streptophyta; Magnoliopsida; Rosales; Cannabaceae. The transcript has 7 exons. Bases 190 to 975 code for a protein of 261 amino acids. Gene Ontology annotation, molecular function: methyltransferase activity. The record is from RefSeq and is a predicted model, not a curated record.
AUAUUUUUAAAAGCUACUAAUUAAUUAAUUAAUUAAUUUCACACAUAGCUUUCGCUUUUAGUUUCUUUAUGAGUGAGCUGCUUGUAGUGAAGAGUAUCAGCACAGAUCUAAGUCGGUCUCUUAAGAUUUGGCUUUCUUCAUCUUCUUCAAACGUUUCCAUUUUUCCAGGUUAAUUACGACUAUAUAAUAAUGUCAAGGAGGCCAGUAAAUCCUGCUAGGCGCAUUGGUGAUGGUGGAAGCAUUCCAUUUGUGGGUUCUGUCCAAUCUAAAACACGCACAUCACCAUUACUAUCUAUUGGCCUCGUAGUGCUGGGUGCAGUUCUUCUUCUUUGCUAUAGCUAUAGUGGGUCAGGUGGACUGAGCAGUAAAGAGGUUAUGAGUAAAUUUGAAGGUGGUAUUUCAUGCACAUAUGAAGUCCAGAGAGCCAUACCUGUUCUGAAGAAAGCAUAUGGUGACAGCAUGCGUAAAGUGUUGCAUGUGGGCCCUGAGACAUGCUCUGUGGUAUCUAAACUGUUGAAAGAGGAGGAUACUGAAGCCUGGGGUGUGGAACCAUAUGACCUUGAGGAUGUGGACACUAAUUGCAAGAGUCUCGUGCGCAAGGGCAUUGUGCGAAUGGCUGAUAUAAAAUUCCUGCUACCAUACAGGACAAAGUCAUUUUCUCUUGUAAUAGUGUCUGAUGCACUGGAUUACUUGUCUCCAAAAUACCUCAACAAAACUCUUCCAGAGUUGGCGAGGGUGUCUACUGAAGGUGUUGUUAUAUUUUCUGGCUAUCCAGGUCAGAAUAGAGCUAAAGUUGCAGAGCUUUCCAAAUUCGGCCGUCCAGCCAAAUUGAGAAGCUCUUCAUGGUGGAUUAGGUUUUUUCUCCAAAAUAGCUUAGAAGAUAACGAAACAGCCUCGAACAAGUUUGAACAAGCUUCAACUAAGAGGGCGUACAAGCCUGCCUGCCAAGUUUUUCACCUCAAAUCGUAUCAAUAAGGAUUGCAGGAUGCAUCUCCGCCUUCAAAGAUUAUAGGUGGACCUGGCUUAACUGUCUUUAGUGCCCAAAGGGCAAGUUCAUAUGGAAAGGAAAAUAUACUUUGGUUCUGUGUUUCUAUUAGAAGACAGUGAAUGUUUUAUUAGAGUAAUUGUCAAGGAAGUGCAUUUGGCAUAAAUUAGCUUCUUUCGCCUGCGUAGUCUUUUUCAUUCGAGUAUUUUCUCUCCAAUAGCUCCCUUUUAGAAUCCUUAGCAUUUCAACAUUUUCUUCUAUAUUUUAAGAUACAUUCAGGCACAUGAAUGAGCACAUUGUAUAUUGAAUUGAACUACCUCUAUUUAUUUAUUUAUUUAUUAUUAUUGAAA